This is a messenger RNA of Phragmites australis (common reed), 1606 nucleotides long. RefSeq lists its product as uncharacterized. The transcript is spliced from 9 exons. The coding region runs from base 16 to 1221 and encodes 401 amino acids. Lineage: Eukaryota; Viridiplantae; Streptophyta; Magnoliopsida; Poales; Poaceae. The record is from RefSeq and is a predicted model, not a curated record.
AAAGAUCAGAACGGGAUGGCCCCUGACCGCCGCCGCUUGCAGCAAGCGAAUAUGAGUCCCCGCCUACCUCAAGGAAUCGCUGAGAUGGAUAGAGAAUUUGAUGAGUUAGCCUCCGAUGGUUCCAUGGCUGGAAGGGAGCAACUAUCGUCUCAUACUAGGGAAAGAACUGCUAGUCUGCCAUGUCCACAUGCCUCUGGAGCUGAUCAGUUUGGUUCAGAUAUAGCCGUGGAUGAAAAUGAACAGAUCAAUGCUGCUGCACUCAACACUGGAGGCCCUGCUGCAAGAAAUGGUCGAAAGGUAACAAUCAAUGAACAACUUCGCAAAAGAAGGGCAAAAGGAAAACAGAUUGAUAUCAAGUUCCCUCUACAAUUUGCUAAAGUGUGUGGAAAACAUGCUAGUUUAUUUAAAAAUGAGAUUUCAGUUAUUGUAAGAACUAUACCUCUUCGAGUGAAGAAGUGGAGGGAGAUGGAGACAUCCCAUCCUGGUACCAUUGAAGAUGUUUGGCAAAAACUGAAGGGAAAAUUUCCUGAGCUUUUAGAGGAACAUAAAGGUUAUGCCACGAGACAAGUAGAGUCUCAAUACAACAAUAGGCGUUACCGUCUACUUCAAGCCUACCGACAAAACAAACAAAGGCUAACACAUGUCGCACCAGAAGAGUGGAGAUGGCUGAUAACAAAUUUAUGGACGGAUCCUGACUUUCAGAAAAGGAGCAACCAGAACUCUCUGAAUAGAGGGAAACAAGAGAUGAGGUCAAAAGUAGGAACAAAAUCAAUUGCUCAAAUCGCUUACGAUUUGAGGGACCCAGAAACUGGUGCAUGGCCUACUGCUAUGCAGGUUUGGAGGGCAACAUAUCAAAAGGCUGAUGGGACUUGGUCUGUUCCAAGUGGUGAAGAAACAUUGACCAAACUACAUGAAGUUGCACAGACACAUGAAGAACAAAUUUCUGCUGCUCAUGUGCCUAUGGUUGAGCACUUUGCACUAGUCCUUGGCAGAAAACCAAACCAUUCACGUGGUGUUGGUAAUCGUGCUGUCAACAGAGUGGGUGAAGAAAGGAUCAAAUUACGUGAGCAAAUCGAGGCUUCGGACCAGCGUGCAGCUGCUGCUCAAGAGCGUGCUGAGGCUGCUGAGCAACGUGCUCAGGCUGCUGAACAACGUGCACAGGUCAUGGAAGCCCAAGUCUGCACAAUGGUUCAAUCAAAUGCACAAUUACAAGAAGAGUAACAGUCCCAGCGUGAUGAGCUGAAUUCUUUGCGAGAUACCCAAAGUGGAGAGGUUGCACGUCUAGUAAGGCAGCAACUUGAUCAACAAAUGGCUGAUUUUCUUACACGCAUAAAUUCAUUUUCGCAGCCUUCAUCGAAUGGACAAAUCAGCCAAGGCAAUGCGGAUAGCCAAGGGUAGUACUCACGAAGUCCAUGCAUCAAUUCGAUAUCCAAGAGACGUGCUGUGCACAUUUAGUUUAGAGUUUAUAGUUUCUUCAUCAGUGGUUUUAGUCAUCAUUUUGAGCUUUUAAAAUACGUGUCUUGAGAGUUAUUUCGAGGGUUGUUAGUGUUACAGUACAUUUUUCAAAUGGAUUAAUCUAUCUCAGCAUGAGACUUAUUUAUUAGAA